GAGAAUAUUUCUAGGCUAGGUAAGACGAGGCCAUGGCGCCAGGCAAGCUCUAGAGAUUCAUUUUCUAUGCGCUAUAGCAGCUAGAUCAAUCAAAGAAAUGGCCGCCACGGCUGUCAAUCGCUGCGUGUCGGCGCUAGAUCCAAGGAGAAAGACAAUUCUUCCUGUAGAUCAUUCGAAUAGUGUAAUUGGACGAGAUUUAGGGAGAGCUGUUAGAGAAUGUUCUUCCUCGGUAUUUGGAAGGAAGCUCCGAUCUUAUAGAAAUUAUAGUCGUUCGGUGGCAGCAAGAGCAACAGUGGACGAUAGCUCUUCCAUUGGGACUGAGGCGCCUGAAGAGGACUACUACUCGGUUCUAGGAUUGGAGCCCGAUGCUACGUCCGAGGACAUUAGAAAGGCUUACUACUCCUGUAUGAAAGAAUGCCAUCCCGAUUUGAUUGGAGAUGACUCUGGAGCUACAAAUUUUUGUAUGUUUGUGAAUGAAGUGUACGAGGUGCUGAGUGAUCCGGAGCAGAGGAUGGUGUAUGACGAGAUAAAUGGCUACGCCCUGACUUCAAAGAACCCUUUCUUGAGUGUUACGUGUACCAAGGAUCGAGUGUUUGUGGACGAGGUUUCAUGCAUCGGAUGUAAGAACUGUGUGAAUACAGCGCCUUGUACGUUCGCAAUUGAGGAAGAACACGGAAGAGCACGAGUUGUUUCGCAAUCUGGCGACGCAUCGCUUUCACAGAUUGCUAUAGAAUCAUGCCCCGUGGACUGUAUCCACUGGGUUUCUGCUCCUCAGCUCGCUCUUUUAGAGGAUGAAAUGCGAAGAGUGGAGCGCGUGAGUGUUGGCGUCAUGCUUUCAGGCAUGGGUUAUCAAUCCGCAGACGUUUUUGCAACGGCCAGUACGAGGUGGGAGAAGAAGCAAGCAAAAGCCCGGAUUCGUGCAAUGAAUAGAGCUGCGAACGCCCGGAAUAGCUCCAUGCAUCCUUGGUGGCAGGGUAUGUGGAACCAAACCAUGGGAACAAGACCAGAAGAAUGGGAAAAACAAGCUGGGGAGAAGCGCAACCGAGCGGCUGCAGCAGCACGAAGAUGGAGAGAGUACUCGAGGAGAGGAUUUUACGGACGGCCGACGCAGAUUCUUCCGGAUAACAAACAAGACAAUAAUUAGCAGCUCGAAUCACGGAAAAUUAUACUAAUAAAAACUGUAUAUAGUUUGAACAACGCCAUAGUUUACCGAUUUUUUAUUUU
This is a messenger RNA of Selaginella moellendorffii, 1224 nucleotides long. RefSeq names its product chaperone protein dnaJ C76, chloroplastic. NCBI's taxonomy places the organism in Eukaryota, Viridiplantae, Streptophyta, Lycopodiopsida, Selaginellales, Selaginellaceae. The record is from RefSeq and is a predicted model, not a curated record. The coding region runs from base 98 to 1144 and encodes 348 amino acids. The transcript has 9 exons.